AUGGAAGAUAAAUUAAUGCUAGACGAUGUGUAUAGCACUUUAAGAGAGAGGGUGUUUUUCGCUGCAAGAGAUGGAAUGUCGUUAACAUUGUAUGCUUUGUUAUAUGAAAAAAACACAGAUGAAAUUGACGAUUUGCUAAAUAGCGAUGUAUGUAGUGAUGGAGUAAAAUGUACCCCUCUAAUAGCUGCGGCUCGCCAUGGACGAGAGGCAGCCGUAAGAAUACUUUUAGAAAAGUUUAGACCGCCUGUCAGAUUGGAGACAGAAGGAACAGUAAAGUUUGACGAAUAUGUUAUUGAAGGCGCAACGGCUCUAUGGUGCGCCGCCGGGGCGGGCCACUUGGGCAUAGUCAAGCGGCUGGUGCGCGCGGGCGCGAACGUGAACCACGCCACGAAGACGCUCAGCACGCCGCUGAGGGCGGCCUGCUUCGACGGCAGGCUGGACAUUGUCAAGUAUCUGGUGCGGCACGGCGCGGACAUACACAAGGCGAACAAAUACAACAACACCUGCCUCAUGAUCGCCGCGUACAAGGGCCACUUGGACGUGGUUCAGUUCCUGUUGGACAGCGGCGCUAGGGUCGACGAGAGGGCGCUAUGCGGCGCCACAGCGCUCCACUUCGCGGCCGAGUGCGGCCACGCGGCCGUCGUCUGCUCGCUAAUAGACCACAACGCGAAGAUGCUCGCGAACGAGAACGGCAUGACGCCGCUCCAAUGCGCCGCCGAGAGGGCGCGCGCCUCCGUGGUGGAGAUGUUGGCCUCAAGGCCAGAAGUGACUAGAGCCCAAGCGAUAGAGGCCUACGAACUCCUGGGCGCCUCCUUCGCCAACGACAAGGAGUACUACUGCCUCAGGAUGGCGUACCAGUACCUGCAUAGGGCGAUGGCGAUGCGCUACGACACACGCUACGGUCUCCUGCUAAAGAAGCCCGCCGAACCAAUACCGGCCUACGACAACUGGAGGGAGAGCACAACCCUUGAGGAGGUGGAGCGGCUGCACGGGAACGCGCACGCGCUGCACAUGGAGGGGCUGGCGGUGCGCGAGCGCGUGCUGGGCCGCGGCUGCCCCGACCUGCCGCACCCGGUGGUCUUCCGCGGCGCCGUGUUCGCCGACGAGGCGCGCUUCGACCGCUGCCUGGCGCUCUGGCGGCACGCGCUGCAGCUGCGCCACCGCAAUAGGGUGUCAGUCGUGAAAGACCUGUUAAGGUUCGCGCAAGUCUUUUCACAAAUGAUUCACAUCGGCAUCGAGUUGCCUCUGAAAGAGGUGUGUUUCGUUUUGGAAGCAUGCGCAGAGGAAUUGAAAAGGGGCCAGUACAGGAUAGAAAAACCCCAGAUCAACCAUGACCCCGAGGCAUUGAUAAGCCUGGCUCUCGCUUUCACCCUCCAGGAGGAGUACGAGAGCAACGUGCGCACCGCACUCUACCUGUGCGCGGUGGCCGCGAGGCUGCUCGAGGCGGACCACGACGAGGAAGGCAGAUGCGCUGUGCGGCGCGCUGUUUUCGGUUUGCGGAGGGCCCGUUUGCGCAGCGGCCAAACCCUCCUGCACUUGGCGGCCGACCGUCGCACGCCCGUAGACGACUUCCACACCAGUGACGUCUGCCAAUUCCCCUGCACGCGGACCACUCGUCUGCUGCUGGAAUGCGGUCUGGAGGUUGACCUGGCUGACGACAUGAGGCGCACUGCUUUGCACGUCGCUCUCAUAUCCUUCCAACUCAUACCCGACGACCAGCAGCAGUGGAGCGAGUCGCUCUGCGGCGUCGUGUGCGAGCUGCUGUCGCGCGGCGCACACGUGGACGCCGUGGACAACGACGGCAUCACGCCACUGCUCGCCUCCAUAGGGGGGCCGGCCGAGGGCCUGGUGCGCGCGGCGCUGCGGCCGCGGCUCUCGUGCCUGGCGGCGGCCGCGCUCGCCGCGCACGGCGCCACCUACCGCCCGGCGCAGGUGCCGCGCGACCUGCACGCCUUCCUCGCGAUGCACGGCGUGCGCGCCGCGCGC
This is a messenger RNA of Iphiclides podalirius (scarce swallowtail), 1986 nucleotides long. The record is from the annotation of a GenBank genome assembly. NCBI's taxonomy places the organism in Eukaryota, Metazoa, Arthropoda, Insecta, Lepidoptera, Papilionidae.